CUCAACUAGAUACAUACUUGCAUCCUUUGCUUUUUUCACCCAACUCGCCCAUAUACAAACUUUGCAGCAGCGGAAUACCUUGACAACGAACCAUUAUGGCUCAUCUCCAGUAUUACAGCUACCCUGGAGUGGGCGCCAGCAAUAGAGAACGAUUUUCAUACAGCCAGGCUGUUAGAGUUGGAGACACUAUCCAGUGCUCUGGGCAGGGAGGAUGGGAUCCUGAGGGAAAAGUUGACCGAAUUCCUACCGAGAUCAACGAGCAGAUCGACCAAGCAUUCAAGAACGUGGAGCACAACCUGAAGCAUGCUGGUGGAAAAGGAUGGUCCCAAGUCUUUCGAGUGAACUCUUACCAUGUGCCGAUCAAUAACGAAGCUAUUGCGGCAAUGUCUAGAAACUUUAAGAGGUGGAUGCCGGAUCAUCAGCCUAUCUGGACUUGUGUAGGAGUUUCAAGGUUAGGGGAAGACGAUAUGAGAGUGGAAAUUGAAGUCGUGGCAUAUGAUCCGGAUGGUGCAAAGAACGCCGGGGCUUAGCAGUGAUUGGGUGGAAGGAGAAGCAAGCUUGUAGCUGAGGCAGUAAUCCACCAUUGGUCGUCCCAUUUACUUGCACAAUCAUGUUUGUGGUGGCAAUGUAGUAUGUGCUGAGUGAGACCACCCCACUGCACCGUCAAGUUCCUUGGAAUUAGUCUAUUG
Fusarium redolens is the source of this 689-nucleotide messenger RNA. RefSeq names its product putative L-PSP endoribonuclease family protein. NCBI's taxonomy places the organism in Eukaryota, Fungi, Ascomycota, Sordariomycetes, Hypocreales, Nectriaceae. Bases 96 to 530 code for a protein of 144 amino acids. The record is from RefSeq and is a predicted model, not a curated record. Gene Ontology annotation, molecular function: deaminase activity. The transcript is spliced from 2 exons. Gene Ontology annotation, cellular component: cytosol.